This is a messenger RNA of Archocentrus centrarchus (flier cichlid), 3178 nucleotides long. RefSeq names its product zinc finger and BTB domain containing 49 (gene zbtb49). The record is from RefSeq and is a predicted model, not a curated record. Bases 222 to 2573 code for a protein of 783 amino acids. Gene Ontology annotation, molecular function: protein binding; DNA-binding transcription factor activity, RNA polymerase II-specific; RNA polymerase II cis-regulatory region sequence-specific DNA binding. NCBI's taxonomy places the organism in Eukaryota, Metazoa, Chordata, Actinopteri, Cichliformes, Cichlidae. The transcript is spliced from 8 exons. Gene Ontology annotation, biological process: regulation of transcription by RNA polymerase II.
UCAGCCACUCGGCUACUUAUAAUAACUUUGCCCGUUACAUUAUAUAACACUUUAUAUCUGUAUAACAGUUAACAUUAUCUUUUAGCAUUCAAGCUACUCGAAAUUCAAGCUACACCAGGAAGUGAUGUAAUGUUAUGACUGUCGAAAAGUGACCCAUCAUCCAAAUAAAAGUUGGAAUCCUUUAAUACUGUGGAGCUGAGUGGUGGAGCCGCGGAGUAAGCAUGGACAGCUUGUCCAGCCACAGCUCUUACCUUCUCCAGCAGCUUCAGGAGCAGAGGAUUCAGGGUCUGCUCUGUGACUGCAUGCUGGUGGUCAAAGGUGUUUGCUUCAAAGCCCACAAAAAUGUCCUGGCAGCCUUCAGCUCCUAUUUCAGGUCUUUGUUCCAAAAUUCCCCCAGUCAGAAGAAUGAUGUGUUCAACCUGGUUAUCCAGGAUGUCAGUGGCAUCGGCCACAUAUUGGACUAUAUGUAUACCUCCCAUCUUGACAUUAACCAAGAUAAUGUGCAAGCACUCCUAGACAUUGCUCAGUGUUUGCAGGUUCCAAAUGUGCAGAGCAUGUGUAAUGCUUUCCUCAAGCCUUGUCCUCCGCCAGUGGAAAUGCCUUCAUUUUCUCUCUCAGGCAUGUUGGGCUCAGAGCAUGACUGCCUCCUUGGGAGUAGUCUUCCUCAUGAUGUUGACCUGCCUUGUCCCUCUGAAUCUCAGAGGCCUGGCUUCAGCAGUGAUAUGGACCACACCAGAAGGACACCAAUUUCUGUGCCUAACAGCAGCUCACACUGUGAAAUAUCUAGCAGUUCUCAGGCACCUGUAGAAAAGCAGUUGGUUCAUGGGUACAAGCUCCGCAACUUCUACAGUAAGCAGUACUUUAAACAAAGUGCAAUUCAGAGCAAUAGUGCGAAUUCAAAUCAAGGCCCGGGCCCUUCAGUGGUGGAGGAGCAGCAGUGUCAACUUGGGAUAAGCCAGGGAGGCAACACCCCUGUGAACUCAGGAAACUUAGUUCAAACUAACCAAUCUUGCACAUCGAUGACCGUGGACAGAAACCCUGUCUCUUCUCUCACACCCUCAGAGAAUCUGAACACCCCUAACUCUGACCCAGCAGACUCCUCAAUGAACAAGCCAGUGCGCCCAAAGAAGGCUGUCUAUCUAAAGAAAUAUAACUAUCUUCGGUCUCAAAAGGCUUUGGAAGAGAUGUGCACUGAAUCUGUUAUUGAACCUGUACUUACAUGUUCAAAAGAGAACCUUCAAGGAGAGGCAGUGGUGCAGACUCAAACACCCGAAGCUCCUGUAGAAGAUAGUGCUGCAGGCAGAGAUGAGGUUCCUGAGACAGCCACAGAUGGACAGCUUCCCAGUCCUACACCUGUGAACGAAGAGGAGCAAAAUCUAAAGCCUGUGCCAGAGCCACCUCAGCAAUCAGGACACAAGCAAUAUUGUUGUGAGGUGUGUGGGAAGAUUUUUAAACACCCGAGCAACCUGGAGCUGCACAAGCGCUCGCAUACUGGCGAGAAGCCCUUUCAAUGCAAUGUUUGUGGAAGAAACUUCUCACAGGCUGGGAAUUUACAAACACAUUUGCGACGACAUUCUGGAGAGAAACCAUACAUCUGUGAACUAUGUGGUAAAAGCUUUACUGCCUCUGGGGAUGUCCAGCGUCACAAAGUGGUGCACACAGGAGAGAAGCCACAUCUGUGUGACAUAUGUGGCCGAGGAUUUAACAACUUGAGCAAUUUAAAGGAACACAAAAGGACUCACGCAACAGACAAGACGUUCACCUGUGACCAGUGUGGAAAGUCCUUCAACACGCACAGAAAACUUCUGAAGCACAAAGCACGGCACGCUGGGGAAAAACCCCAUAGCUGUGCCACCUGUGGGAAGUGUUUCAUUGGAUCAGGAGACCUGCAGCGUCACAUACGCUCGCACACUGGUGAGAAACCUUACGUCUGUAAUACCUGUGGAAAGAGCUUUACCCGGUCUGCCAUGUUGAGGAGACAUAGCAACAUGCACUGCAAGGGGCCUCCAGUUGACAGUCAGGUCACCGAGCCGACGCAUAGCUCAGAUGGAGGCACCUCAUUACCCAAACCUGUCGGCCAAAGCAAAUCUGCUUCUACCGGUGAGCAGCAUUUCUCCGCUAUGAUACCCCACACAGAGUUAGAGAAAUCCUCAACGCCGACUCCUUCGCCGCCACCACAAGCAACACCACAUAUAGAGACUUCACCUCCUAGCAUUCACCUCAGCCCAACAUCUACCCCGCUUCCAGAGCUGCGCUCCCUGGUUCCCCAUCACCUCCUCUCAUCCAGCCACCAGGAAAGAACUGCAGUCCUAUCUGCCACAGAUCGUACAAAGCUUGCCAAAUCGCAUGUAUCUCAGGAGGCGCCAUUUGGUCCGUAUGUUGAGAACGGGAACAUGCCAAUGGAUAGAGGCCUGGCGGGAAGGUCCUACCUGCCUCCCGCAGACAAUUACUGCAGUUCCCUCACAGGGUCAAGCAGGCCCUAUAGGUCCAGUGAAGGCCAGUUUAUCUCCAGUGUAACUCUGUGGGGCCUGGCAAUGAAAACUCUCCAGAAUGAUAAUGACAUGGAACAGUAAAAUCUUUCAUCUUCUUUCAAUAAGCACAGCAUAGCCAGAUCAGCCACCCAGUAAUAGUUACUCAGUUGAAUCUGAUUUUUAGCAUCUGCAUCACAAUUGCUUUUUUUUUCUUGAGUGGUGUGCUUAUUUCUGCACUGUGUUUAUUUGUUUACAGUUGCCAUAUAUUCUUUCUCUUCAUGAAGGACAUCAAAUUAGAAGGGAGGAUGCCCUCUCCCUUGCUAGUCUGCCCAGGUAGUCUAGAAAGGUAGAAGAGCUAAAACAGCAGCUUGCUUGAGACAGAUGAUAAACCGAGGGGCUGCACCAAGACCCAGUAUGAGACAUGCAAGAAUUAUCUUGAGCUCUAAAUCAUGGAAAACUAAUCUAGUGGAGUCCAAGAAGAAAAAUACAGCGCUGCUCUAUAAAGUACUGAGGUUGCACUGAUGUCGCUGAUUGGAAUGUAGCCUAAUCACUGAUGGUGCAGAGUAAGAGAGUUAACAGAGAAGAGUGCAGCGGGAGUUUUCAGUCCUCUGUGAUUCAGUGGGACUAGGCCUUUAUUGUUCUAAAUCUAAACAUCCCAGGCUGCAUCAGUGCUAAUAAAAAGCUACAUUCUUUCAUUUUUUUUGUAC